AUGCAACAAAUUGAACAACGCGCCGUCACCCAAGAUGAAAGAAUUCGUCAACUCGAAGAUAUCCUGGCACGACAGUCGGCAAACCUUCCGACCGAAGGAAACGUUACCGAGACGACCACGGAACCUACGCUAACCCCUGUUGAAUCGAUUUCGACUACCGUACGUAGACCUAGAUCUCGACUCCCGGAUCCACCACCAUUUGCUGGGAACGUUAACGACUGGGGCACUUGGCGGAUCACGAUGGAGAAUAAGCUAGCAGUCGACGGCGAAGCGAUUGGGUCUAAGCAGGACCAAUUUAUGUAUGUCUUCUCGCGCCUCGAGAAGCUCGCAUGGAAGAAUACUGGAACGUAUGUGAAACACUCGCGAGACACUGCCGGUCCAGACGACCUGCUCGCGUAUCUUGAAGGCAUAUAUGGAGACCCGAACGCGCAAUCGCGAGCCGCAAGAAGACUCCAUCAGAUAAAGCAGACAAACCGGCAGCCGUUUACCCGAUUCCUACCGAAGCUUGAGAAGGAAUUUGCAGACGCCGGAGCUAUGAGCUGGCCAGACGAGGCUAGACGGCAGAUCCUACUAGGCGCGUUGAACGAAGAGAUGAGUGCUGCGCUAAUGAAUCGCGGCAUUCCCGCCACCUAUUCGGGGCUGGUUGGCCGGCUGCAUGAAAUUACGACCGAUAUGGAUGCUUUGAAUCUGAGUAAGGGUCGAACCAACAAAUCACUCCGUCGCCAACAGAAGGACCCGGACGAGAUGGAUUGGUCCCCUACUGUCAACGCCAAUCGUGUUAAUCCUCGAGCGAAUCGCCCCCGAAAAAGUGUCGACAAGCAGGCGAAAUGGGAUGUUCCUAUCGACCUGCCGAGCGCCCAGGCUCUAGUCGCGUCGCAGCCGGUCAGACGAAGAAAGACCGAAAAGACACCGGUUCUUUGCCGAAACGAAGUCGAGUGA
Molecule: messenger RNA, 939 nt
Organism: Penicillium diatomitis
Lineage: Eukaryota; Fungi; Ascomycota; Eurotiomycetes; Eurotiales; Aspergillaceae
Product: retrotransposon gag protein
Exons: 2
Coding region: 1-939 (312 amino acids)
Source: RefSeq, a predicted model, not a curated record